AUGGUGUUUCUCUCUGGAAAUGCCUCCGACAGCUCCAAUUGCACGCACCCGCCGGCCUCGGUGAACAUUUCCAAGGCCAUUCUGCUCGGAGUGAUCUUGGGGAGCCUCAUCAUUUUCGGGGUGCUGGGGAACAUCCUCGUGAUCCUCUCUGUGGCCUGCCACCGGCACCUGCACUCGGUCACUCACUACUACAUCGUCAACCUGGCCGUGGCCGACCUGCUGCUCACCUCCACCGUGCUGCCCUUCUCCGCCAUCUUCGAGAUCCUGGGCUACUGGGCAUUCGGCAGGGUCUUCUGCACCAUCUGGGCGGCGGUGGACGUCCUGUGCUGCACCGCCUCCAUCAUGGGGCUCUGCAUCAUCUCCAUCGACCGCUGCAUUGGCGUGAGCUACCCGCUGCGCUACCCCACCAUCGUCACCCCGAAGAGGGGCCUCAUGGCUCUGCUCUGCGUCUGGGCGCUCUCCCUCGUCAUCUCCAUCGGGCCCCUGUUCGGCUGGAGGCAGCCGGCCCCGGAGGAUGAGACCAUCUGCCAGAUCACGGAGGAGCCGGGCUACGUCCUCUUCUCCGCCCUGGGGUCCUUCUACGUGCCGCUGGCCAUCAUCCUGGCCAUGUACUGCCGGGUGUACGUGGUGGCCAAGAGGGAGAGUCGCGGCCUCAAGGCCGGCCUCAAGACCGACAAGUCUGACUCCGAGCAGGUGACGCUCCGCAUCCACCGGAAAAACGCCCCGGUAGGCGGCGGCGGGGUGCCCACUUCCAGGAACAAGACGCACUUCUCCGUGAGACUCCUCAAGUUUUCCCGGGAGAAGAAAGCCGCCAAAACCCUGGGCAUCGUGGUCGGCUGCUUCGUCCUCUGCUGGCUGCCCUUCUUCUUAGUGAUGCCCAUUGGGUCUUUCUUCCCUGAUUUCAAGCCCUCUGAAACAGUUUUUAAAAUAGCCUUCUGGCUCGGAUACCUAAACAGCUGCAUCAACCCCAUUAUAUACCCAUGCUCCAGUCAAGAGUUUAAAAAGGCCUUUCAGAACGUCUUGAGGAUCCAGUGCCUCCGGAGAAAGCAGUCUUCCAAGCGGGCACUGGGCUACACCCUGCACCCGCCCAGCCACGCCCUGGAGGGGCAGCACAAGGACCUGGUACGCAUCCCCGUGGGGUCCGGAGAGACCUUCUACAAGAUCUCCAGGACAGACGGGGUCUGCGAAUGGAAGUUCUUCUCCUCGCUGCCCCGCGGACCUGCCAGGAUCGCAGUGCCCAAAGACCAGGCAGCCUGCACAGUCCGCGGGCGAAGUAAAGGCUUCAUGCAGGUCUGCUGCUGCGUGGGGCCCUCGCCCCCCGGCCAGGGAGAGAACCACCAAGUGCCAGCCAUUAAGAUCCACACCAUCUCCCUCAGUGAGAAUGGAGAGGAAGUCUAG
Pteronotus mesoamericanus is the source of this 1398-nucleotide messenger RNA. It is a transcript of the gene ADRA1A, whose product is annotated as adrenoceptor alpha 1A. Gene Ontology annotation, cellular component: plasma membrane. Gene Ontology annotation, biological process: regulation of cardiac muscle contraction; positive regulation of heart rate by epinephrine-norepinephrine; cell-cell signaling. The transcript has 2 exons. The record is from RefSeq and is a predicted model, not a curated record. Gene Ontology annotation, molecular function: alpha1-adrenergic receptor activity. NCBI's taxonomy places the organism in Eukaryota, Metazoa, Chordata, Mammalia, Chiroptera, Mormoopidae. Bases 1 to 1398 code for a protein of 465 amino acids.